AUGUGGAUCUAUUGCUGUUGGACACAGGACACAAAACAAAUGUUUAAAGGCAGCAGAUUUCGCUUGGAAUAUCAACGUGCGGCUUCGCUGAAUACUCAAGAACUCCACGGAGCUUUACUUAGUUAAGUAACGUCGCUGUAGGAGGAGGUGUCAGUAUUCGUUGCCUACUACGAAGCAAAAGGGAUGGAUUUGGCCUCGGCAACGCGCAGUCGACAGAAGGUUGAGAAAAUGCUUCAAGAGUACGAGGAGCCCGGGCGGACUUUAAGCUUAGUCGAAAAGAAAACUGUUGAAUAUCUGAAGCUUGCAAGAGACAGUUAUGUUCGCACGGAGAAGGCCCUAAUGGCGCAGCGGCCCUCUGAGAAGAUCAAGAAGGAUUGAGAGGGCUACCGCAGCGGCUCUGGUCUGCCGGGGGAGGCAAUAGCGGGUGAGGACCCGCAAGCGGAGCAGAGGGCGGCCGCCGCAGCUGACGGACUGCCGUCCCCCUCCCCCGUCAGUUUUUGGCUCACAUGUUGCAAACCAUGAUGAUGCCUUAUCACACGGUCAGUACUGUUUCCUCUUUACUCCCCCGUCAGUUUCCUCUCCUAAAGGCCACGGGACAUGGAAUUGGGCCAUGGUUGCUUUAAUCCCCCUGUCCCCGGAUAUGGGAUUGGGACUCUAGUUGUUUGCACUUGCUUCAUAAUUUUCCCCUGCCCCCGGGCAGCCGAACCCCACGGGUCAGGGCGGGCGCCGGCAGGCAGAGGACGCCGCAGCUUCUGCCUGAUGCUUGUAUUGUAGCAUAGACUUCUUUCUUUUGUUGCCCCAGUUCGUAUUGCUGGUUGGCGGUGCUCAGAGUGCGGGUUUGUAUCUAGGACCAUUGGGCGUCAUUCAGUCCUGCAAUUUUCUCAACAGAGGUUGCAGCCCAUGUGCAUCUUCAUCAUGGCUGUGGGUAGAACGCAUGACUAGUCGUAGUUCAUAGGCAGGUGGCAUGCAGACACCAUUGGGACGCCAAAACCUCAGCACUGUGUAUUCAAGACUGUGGUCGGUUGUUCACCUGUUUGCCUGCCUUACCUGAAAUAUAUAUGGGAAGCGAAACCCUUGAAGUGUCCUUUUUAGUGCUGUUGUGCUGUUUGGUACCUGUUUACGUACUGCUAUUCAUGUCUUGGGGCAUCAGUUGUCCGUGGUGGUACUGUCCGUGCUUACGAGAGACUUGGUGGGAAAACAGCCAAGCGCCUCUGCUUCAUGGUUAGAACAACUGUAGCAAGCAAGUACCUUGCUGACCACCGUAUAGGGUGCACCACAUGCAUGUAGUUAGGACGUUGCUAGCGACAAGCUUUUUGUACGCAGGGGAAGGGGCAAGAUAUAUUUCCUUAUGCCCCAUGCCGAACCUUUUAAUGUGAAGGCUUCGAACCCACUCACCUUCCGGCCAGGUGCUUUCCUUGCUUCCACAGCACGGCCUCUCGCAGCGCCUGCAAUCAAGGGCGGCAGGCUCCGAACAUCAUGCAUACAAGAAAGCUACCUUGCUCAGCGGAAGACGCUGCAGGUGCGGAGCGCCCAGUGCCUCACAACCACCCUAGCUACCCCCUACCGCGCACCCAGCCGCACGCCAAUUUUUCCACAAUGCCCUCACCUCCCAUGCCACCCCCUCCCAAUCACACAUCUGCAUGCAGCACACAUACUCCCCUCGUUCCUACCCCCUAGCCCCCCUCCCCGUGCGCCGCUUGAUAUCACAAGAAGCUCUUGCAAAUGCCAGCAAUCUGAGAGACGCCAAGUUCGAAAAAACCAUCGCCAUUACAAUUUCCCUCCAAUUUACCAAGAUGCUUGGGGUGGGCCUUGCUACAGCCUGGAAUCGGGAUCCAGAGAGAACAAUGUUGGCUAAACCGAUGAAUCAGCGCACCUCGGACCGCUAGCCGGAUGGCACGAUGUACGGCACUCUGUUUUUCCUAGUAGCGACUCUAAAUUUAUGCGUGCGAUAAUUCAGUAUGGUGUUAGGUGCGGUGCGCAACACCGCUCUGGAGCCUGGACCGACCCAUGGGACGAUGGGUGGGACGAGCUCCAAGGUGGUGUGGGUCAGGCGACUUUUAGUUUACGGCAUCACCCGUACAGCACCGGCAAUAAGGUAAAAUGCAGCAGGCCAGUUAGUGCAGGUAAAGUACAUUUAUGCGCAAUUGCCUACAGUCCGCUUCGCUCCUCCGAAACGGUACACUACGUAUACGUUUUCUACGAUCAAGGUACGAUUCGGGAAACGAGCUACGGGGACAACAAUGCGCAAUUGCUGCUUGCCGUUUUAGCCUGAUAUCAAGUGCAUACAACGCAGCUUCGUAAGGAUAUAGCCACCGCUAGCCGCCGCCCAUAUUGCUUAGCAGUCAGCUCCUAACCGAGGCGGCGGACUUACCACGUGCGACGAAUGGACGACGAAGCCGAGGCGCAGCGGCUUGCCGCCACAGUUCGUUUGCGCGAUGAGCAAAGGCGAGCUGCUCUGCGCUACCUGACCCCAGGCGGCUUCCAGGGCUUGACCCCGGCGCGGAGAGUGAUGUUGGCGGUGCUUUCAAUGUUCGUCCUGCUGGUGCUACCACCGGCAGAAAUCCUCUUUUGGAACCGCAUGGAGGCGACCUGGCGGCUGCCCGUGGCCAUCUGCACCUUCUGCAGUGGAGCCGUCAUCAUAUUCUUCAGUUCAACAAAUCCAGGUCGGCGGUGGGACGAUUCGAAAGCAGGGGUCAUGGAUCGAUUGGGACGCCUGGCAUGGCUCGUUGUGAUUGUCUGCCGUUUUCUGUCAAGGUGCGCGCUGCUAUGCUUUACGGGUACCGUUGCUGCUAUCCACACCGCAAUUUGGGCAGUAUGGGCUGGAUUAUUGUCACGAUGGUAGGGGUUGCUGUGAACCUGCUGGAGUUAUCGAGUCCUUUCCUCAAGGCCGCUCUGUACACCUUCACUGCACUGUUGGUCAUAACGGCACUGUGUCUCAUGCGGAUUGCGGGGUCGUGGUCGGGCUGUUGGCUAGAGUACUUUUGCGGCUCGAGCAGUAGCACAGACACAGUUCUGGGGUGUAGUGGCCAAUAUCGCGUGGUUGCUUGCAGAUGGUCAAAAGGCUUGCCGGAUUACGUUGUGGUCUUUGUGGAUUACCCGGUGGUGUCUUGUGUCAUGUUCGUACACCCAUGUCGGCAACAGUUGUCUGUGUGACGCCUGUGUCAUUUUGAGUGCGGUUAGGUGACCCGUGGGUCAUUGCCAGGAGUUGGCGGUCGGCAUGUAAACUACUACUGGCGCCUAGCUGGGUAAUUAAUGGGACUCAUUGGACGAGUAACAUGCUCUGCGGUUUGGCGGUUGUGUUGAUGAGUUAGUGCCCGACAACGCUGACGAAGCAGAUGUGUACUAUAUGGCGUGUAUGGUGUGUUGACUUAUGUUUAUGCCGGUAUACAGACAGCCUAAUGUAAGGUUAAGUGUGGUGUGUGUAUCCC
Astrephomene gubernaculifera is the source of this 3428-nucleotide messenger RNA. Lineage: Eukaryota; Viridiplantae; Chlorophyta; Chlorophyceae; Chlamydomonadales; Astrephomenaceae. The record is from the annotation of a GenBank genome assembly.